Molecule: messenger RNA, 1146 nt
Organism: Trichomonas vaginalis G3
Lineage: Eukaryota; Parabasalia; Trichomonadida; Trichomonadidae
Product: ubiquitin-like protein transferase protein
Exons: 1
Coding region: 1-1146 (381 amino acids)
Biological process (GO): positive regulation of transcription by RNA polymerase II
Molecular function (GO): transcription cis-regulatory region binding
Source: RefSeq, a predicted model, not a curated record
AUGAAGAAAAAAGCCCCAAAAAGUUUAGCGCACGCAAAAUUUGUUUAUAAAGUUUCAACAGAUGGUAGUGAUCCAGAAUGCAAUUAUAAUAAGAUUAAAAAGCAAAUUCAAGAAUCAGUUUUCAAUAAAAACGCAAUAUUCUCAGUAAUAUCAUGCGAAUCAAACGAAUAUGUUUGCCCCAUAUGCCAAUUUAAACCAGCUGCAGCUCGAAUUACGCUUUGCGGACAUAUAUUUUGUGCAGACUGUCUUGCAAUGCAUUUCGAACAUUCAAAAGUCCCCAGUUGCCCGGUUUGUGGUGAAGAAAUCACUCCAUCAAAUGUAUUUAGAGCAGAUGUUCAAUAUUUUACAAGAAAUGAUAAAUUAAUUUUCCAAAAGAUUUCAAGAAGUAUAUAUUCAUGCUGUCAUCUUGCUGAAAAAACUUCUGAGCCUAUUGAUUCAGUCCCAUUUGCUUCAUCUAAGAGUUCUUUAUAUUCCAAAUUCUCUAUCGCAGAUAAAAACUAUGUUGAAAAUAUCAUAAAGAAAGAAUUAAAAGAAUUGGAUGCACAAAAGGAGAUUUAUUCCAAACCACAAUAUUAUGAUGAAAACAAACUUAGCUACAUCAUUCAAAUUAUAGAGGAAGUUUCACAUGAACAUAUACCAAAUACCGAAACCCCUAUAGUACAACUCGAUCAUUCAGAUACGUUUUAUCAAUUUUACCAAGAAGAUCACGGUUUGUUAGUUUUCCUUGAUGUUUUCUCAACAGAUUCAUUAGAGGCAGAGUAUGGAUCCUUAAAGGAUGCUCCUUAUACCAUCGAAGCAAUGCCAAUUAGAAAAUAUUCUACAGUCGUAAAUGAUACAUUCCGUAGGAUGACGAAAUCUUUAAACUAUUUACAAAGAAAAACAAAUAUAGAGCUUGUUAUUGCAGAUCUUUCCGAAUACGUUUCAUCUCAAAUUCUUUCGAAUUACGCAAUUGCUGCAGACGGAUCAUGCCCUAAUUCAGAGACAUCCACUUCAAUGCAUUCGAUGGAUCUCCCGUAUAAGGAAAUACCAAAAUCUGUAUCAGGAACAUUUAACGAUGAUGAAUUUCCAGAUUUAUUCCCAGUUUUGAAAAAGAAAAAGAAUACUCAAACACCAAAAUCGACUUCUUGGUUAAAUCUGAAACUUUGA